AACAAAGCACCAUUCCCAUUUUAUAGAUGUAAAAACUGAACACAAGGAGGUAAAGGAGCUUGCCAGAAGUCAAGCAGUCAAGUGGUAACUGGGAUUUGAACCCAGGAAGUCUGACAGCAAAAUUUGCUCUUAGUGAUUAUGCUGCCUCUUAGUAAGUAUAGGAGCAGAAAUUCAAAUCCAAAUUCAAUUUAGACUGUGCUAAGUGAUAAUUUCCUAUUUUCAGUAUUUUGUUAGUCUUACUCCCUCACUCCUAUAUUUGAAGUAAUUGGACCAUCAAGCAGAUUUUGAAACUCUUUUAUAAAGGAACAUUUAAUUGUUAGAGUUUUGACUUGGGUUUCUUUUAACUUAUAACAUUACUAGAUGUUUAGACCUUUACAUUAAGUUUGCCCUAAGUGGAAUUUCUUUAGAAAUUGCUAACCUCUCACUUGGAAAAGAGCAACACCAGCAUUUCUCAGCUCAGAAUAGAAGUAUCUUUGGUAUUUGAUCUUCUGAACUGGCUUACACUUUGGUGUGUCAUGGUUCCUGCUAGCUUAGCCUCUAGUUUUUUAUCCAAAGUCUAUUAUUAUGUCUUGCUUUUUCUUGAAGGAAUCUGCAUUCUGUAUAGAUAAGAAGACCUUUCAAAUUUUAUUGACUUAAAGUUGUAUGAAACACAUUUUGUUUGAAAGGGUGGGAGUUAAUUUUGCUUUGGGCAGAUUAUUGUAACUAUUUCUCAUUAAUUGGGGCAAACACCCUGAUAUAAAAAGCAAAUUAAGCUGCUUUGAUUAUUGUAUUAGUCAGGGUUCUCCAGGAAAAUAGAACCGACAGGCAAUACAUAUGUAUAUUAUGUAAAUAUUAUGAGUUUUAUUAUAGGAAUUGACUCGGGCAUCUGUAGGGAUCACCAUUUUUAUUUGUCCUUUGUAUCGUGGAUUUUGCAAGUGCUUUGAAGUCGCUGGACUAACACAGUUUAAAAGUGUUCUUUUUCAUUCAUUGACACACUUAGAAAUUAUCAGGAGGGUGAUAUUUCUGUAUUUUACAUUUAAGAGGAUGGAUUGGUGAUAUUUAUAGGGAAAGCUCAGUGUGGGCAGGAAAACUUGAUAAGAAAUCAGCUAGUUUCUUUCCCAAACAGUUAAAAAGUGUACAUUAGAUCUCAGCACCAAGUUUAUUUGAAGGUAGAGGGAAAGGCACAAUUGUUGGAGAGGGGUGAGGCAAGAUCUUUGGGAGAAAAGCCCUGUGGGACAGAGAAUAGAUAUUUAAAAUAAUGUUAAUAUUGCAUUGUUAAAAUUGGAAACAAUUUUACUUAACCUAUUUCCCUGAAAUAAGGUAUGUGAAAAUUUGAAAAUGCUGCAAUAUGUGCAAACAUAAAGUAGUGAUGCUAUUACCACAGGGUACUACUAGGUAGAAGGAAGGCUGGAGGGUUAUUCAGCACAUUGCUGUAGGUUCAUCUUGGGAACACAAGCUCAGGCACAACAAAGACUUUCAGUAAAUGACUGCUUUAUUACUUACACAGCACAAAGGGUGCCAAAGAGCAGGGGAGGAGAUCCUGUAAUGGCUGGUCCCUCUGGCAGACCAAGUGCUCCGGUCUGGGUCCGUGGGUAUCAGCUCGGCACAACCUCUUUGAGUAGGAGAGGAGGGAUGCCUGUGCUGCCCAAGGGGAAGGGGGCCCUGCUGCUGAGCAGAAAGCAAAUAACAAGCAACCUUUGUGCAGAAUUCCCAGUCUGAUAAGCAGCUGGACCUGCUUGUUUCCAGGGUCCAGUUCAGGCCAUUCCGUUAGACCUAAGGUCUCCCUCUAGGCUGCGAAAUGGAAACAUACUGAACUAUCUGCACACAAAGAAGAGGAGGGGUGUAGGUGAGGCCUCGGAGAUGUGCUGGGAAAUGGCUGCUGAGUGUUGGUGACUUCCCCAGCAAGGGAUUGGAGUCCCUGAGUUGAGUGGACUAUGCCAUUGGGUAACUCGAUGGUAGAGAUAUUGGAAGGUUAUGAGCAGAGUAGGGCCCUUCAAGUCGAGGUUGGGGUCAUCAAUGCUAGUGAUUGGAAUUGAGAUUGUUAAGAUACAAGGCCAGUGAGUUGUUGGCAUAGAUGCCAAAGCUCUGGAGUGGGGAUGAUGGCGUGGGAUGGGAAGAAUAGUUAUGAGGUUGAUCAGGAAGUUGGAAAUGCCUUUGGAUCAUUAGGUAACAGCAUUGGUGAUGGUUUGGAGAGAUUGGUAAAAGUAAAGGAUUCUGAAGGCUCAAAGACACUGGAUAUUGAGGAGAAAGCUUCUUACUCCCACUUAGUUCCCAUUUCCCAGCCUGGAGUCCCAGUGAUGUGAUAGUGAUAGUGAGGCCUGGUCAUGGUUAGCCCCUAAAGAAUUGAUUUUUCAUUUCUGGAUAUUUGUCAUGCGGAAUUGAAAAAUCUAACAUAAUUAUGCUUUAUAAAUACAGGAUUCCAACAGAAAAAUUUCUUUGGCAUACAUCAAAAAAGGAAUCUAGGCAGUUAGAGCCAUUACAUUGUCUACCAAGGUAACCAUAUAUCCCAGCUUGCCCAGAACUGAGGGGUUUCUCCAGAUAGUCCCUGGGUAAACCUGGACGAGUUAGUCACCCUAUUGUUUCCUGUUCCAUUUCAUAAGUUAUGUUGAAACGAUCAACAAUAUCUUUUUAAAAUUAACUUUAAAGUAAUGUUUCUAGAUGAUUUAAAAUUAAAUCUCAUAUUUUAUAAUUUAUGUUUUUAUGAAAUAACUUAUUUUCUGCUUUAGAGUUGCUGAAUCUUGGAUAAUUUAGGGGGAGGGAGACAUAGUUAACCCAUUUCUCAUUAUCUUUGCCACAUUCUUAAAUUUUGUGCUCUUGAUACAAUAGCUUUACCUAAAUGUGGGCUUUCUAACCUCCCAGGUUCCACAUUCAUUAAAUGUUUUUUGAUUAGACUUUUCUAGCCUCUAUCUUGUUACUGAGUUGUUUCUGUAUUUUAAUACAGGCAGAAAUGUGACAGUAUUUUUCUGGCCUAGUACACAAAAUGAAUCAGAUGUUCUCUUUUUUUUUAAAAAGUUUGCUUCUGACUUAAGAAUGACUUCUUGAAUAAGGCAAUUAAUAUAUCUUUAACCUUAGAGGACUGGAAAUGUAGCUUAUAUCUACAUUCAGGACUUGCCUCUUUUAUUUGCAAUUGAAUAAUAAUGAACCUUUAUACAACCCUGUGGUAUUUUUAAGGGUUUGAACUGGACUUAAUCAAUUUAGAUAUAACUAGCCAUAUCCCCUGGGCAUAGAUUAUGACCUUUAACACUUGAAUGAAUAACCAGAUUUUCCAUUAAAGUUUAAUAUUCAGACUUUGCUUUUCUCUUUUGACACAAGGACUUUGUAAAUUCCUGAACCCGAAAUAAUCAUACAGUUCUUCCCUGUUCUUACACCAUGGGGACUAGAGACAGCUGGAGAAAAGUCAUACCACCAUGCAGAUUGUCACUGAUGGUUUGUGAUAAGCACCCAUAUCUGAUUAUUACUGCUCAGCAGUAGCUGGAAAUAGUUAGAAACUGUCUCUGAUUUUUACUCAGUGUUUAUUCCAGAAUGUCUCCUUCAUUAAACAAGCCCAUCCUCUCCCUCGAAUUUUAUACCACCUAUAUAAAUUGUGACUCCAAAAUAUUUCUUCUCCAUAGACGUUUUUAUGAGCUGUAUACUUCUGUAUCUGUCUAUUAAAUGUUUCCACCUGGAUAUUAACAGGUUUUUAUGAACAACAUGUCCAAAUGAAACUUUUCCUUUUAUUAUAAACUUCCCUUCUCCCACAAUAAGAACAGUAAGUAGUCUUUACUUAGUGAUUACUUUCUGCCAUACACUUCAAGUGCUAAGCAUUUUACAUGUAUUAUCUCAUUUAAUCUUCUUAUGACCUGCAGUAGAUGCCUUUGUUCUUCGUAUUCUACUGAUAUAGAAAAUGAGCCAUGGAGAAGUUUACUUGGUCACAUAGGGCUUAAGUAGUAGAAUUGGAGAUGAAAUCCAGCUAGUCUGACUCUGGAGUCAGCGCUUGAAAGCUGUGCAGUAUCGUCUCCCCAAAUUUUCUCUCCUUCUUCUACUCUCUAACCUGUUUAUGACAGCACCAUCAUCUACCCAGGUAGUAAAGGGGAAAUUUUAGUUGUUCAGAUUCCUUUCUCUUUCUAACCCUCGGUUGUCCCAUAAUCAUCUGGUCAAAGAUCUGGUACAUAACAGUUUUUUCAUUUCCACUAUCAGUGCCCAGUUUGGAUAAACUUACUAUCUUAAAUCUAAUCUCUCUGUUGCCAAAAUUAUUUUUCCAAAAUGCAAGUCUCAUUACUAAUAAAAUUUUAAACUAAUGUGGAUGGUAUAUAUAGAACCUUAUAUAAACUACUGUGUAAGGUCCUGUGCAAUUUAGACUCUGCCUUGUUUGCCAGUUAAAGCCUCACUUUACACUAUCCUUAUUUUCCAUUGUCCAGCCAUACCAGCAGUUCUCUGAAUGCUCCAUUCCUUCUCUUGUGGGUGAUGCUUGUAGAAUCGCACUUCAAGAUGCAAUUUACUUAAAGGUUUUCUUCUCUGUGACCUCUUUGCCGAUCUCUAUUGCAUUAACUACUUUCACUUGUGUGCCCAGAUACUCUGCUCUACAUUUUACAUCUGUUUUAGAAACUGUCAGGCUGAACGCUGUUUAUUUGUUUACAGGUUUGUCUCCUCAGUAGACUAUGAGCUCCUUGAAAGAAGGAAAAGUGUCUUACUCAUCUUUGUAUCUCCAGUGUCUAGCACAGUUCCUGGUACAUAGUUUAAGCUGAAUUUUGUGACAUGGCCACUGCUUCACCAAGGUCUGAAACUAGUAAUAACCACAGUGGAAGGUUACAGUUACAGGUAACUGUUUCUAGUGCCAAACUAAAAAGAAAAAAGAACUGGUUUGGAACAGCAAUAUAUACAGAAGUAGUUGUAGAUCGAGAAAUUAAGAAAACAGCAAAAUCCAGUAGUUCUUCUAAUCCAAAAUGGGAUGAGCAAUUAACUGUAAAUGUGACCCCACAGACUACAUUGGAAUUUCGAGUUUGGAGUCAUCACACUUUAAAAGCAGAUGCUUUAUUAGGAAGAGCUGCAAUAGAUUUAAAACAAGCUCUGUUAAUUCACAAUAGAAAAUUGGAAAGAGUGAAGGAACAAUUAAAACUUUCCUUGGAAAACAAAAAUGGCCUAGUGCAAACUGGCGAAUUGACAGUUGUGCUUGAUGGAUUGGUGGUUGAGCAGGAAAAUCUAGCAAACUGCAGCUCAUCUCCAACCAUAGAAAUACAGCAAAAUGGUGAUGGCUUACAUGAAAAUGGAGAUACUUCAGCAAGGACAACUACCAGGUUGGCUGUGGAAGGUACUAACGGAAUAGAUAAUCAUGUACCUACAAACACUCUAGUCCGAAACUCAUGCUGUUCAUAUGUAAUUAAUGGAGACAGCACACCUUCAUCUCCGUCUCAGGUUGCUGCCAGACCCAAAAAUGCACCAGCUCCAAAACCACUCACAUUUGAGCCUGCCAAUGACACUGUUAAUGGCGAGUCAUCCUCAUCUGCACCAACUGAUAAUGCAUCGGCCACAGGGACUGCAGUAGUUUCUGAAGAAACUGCCUUGUCUUCAAAUUGCACUAGUACUACUGUUGAAGAUCCUCCAGUUCAAGAAGUACUGACUUCCUCAGAAAACAAUGAAUGUAUUCCUUCUACCAGUGAAGCAGUGGAAUCUGAAGCUAGAAGUAUGUUAGAUCCUGCUGCCUCUCAUUCUGGAAGUAGUUCUGUUUUUGAAGCAGCCAAAUUAAGACAGCCAGAUGGGUGUGGGGAAUCUGUAAGGCAACAGACUGGAAAUGCCAACACAGAAACUUUGCCAUCAGGGUGGGAACAGAGAAAAGAUCCUCAUGGUAGAACCUAUUAUGUAGAUCAUAACACCCGAACAACUACCUGGGAGCGACCACAGCCUUUGCCUCCGGGUUGGGAAAGAAGAGUCGAUGAUCGUGGAAGAGUUUAUUAUGUGGACCAUAACACCAGAACAACAACAUGGCAGCGACCCACCAUGGAAUCUGUCCGAAACUUUGAACAAUGGCAGUCUCAGCGGAACCAGUUACAGGGAGCUAUGCAACAGUUCAACCAACGAUACCUCUAUUCGGCUUCAAUGUUAGCUGCAGAAAACGACCCAUAUGGGCCUUUACCACCAGGCUGGGAAAAAAGAGUGGAUUCCACAGACAGGGUUUACUUUGUGAAUCAUAACACAAAAACAACACAAUGGGAAGAUCCAAGAACUCAAGGCCUACAGAAUGAAGAACCCCUGCCAGAAGGCUGGGAAAUUAGGUACACUCGAGAAGGUGUUAGGUACUUUGUUGAUCAUAACACAAGAACAACAACAUUCAAAGAUCCUCGCAAUGGGAAGUCAUCUGUAACGAAAGGUGGUCCACAAAUUGCUUAUGAACGCAGCUUUAGGUGGAAACUUGCUCAUUUCCGUUAUUUGUGCCAGUCUAAUGCACUGCCCAGUCACGUGAAGAUCAAUGUGUCCCGACAGACACUGUUUGAAGAUUCCUUCCAACAGAUUAUGGCAUUAAAACCAUAUGACUUGAGGAGGCGAUUAUAUGUAAUAUUUAGAGGAGAAGAAGGACUUGAUUAUGGUGGUCUAGCAAGAGAAUGGUUUUUCUUACUUUCACAUGAAGUUUUGAACCCAAUGUAUUGUUUAUUUGAGUAUGCUGGCAAGAACAACUACUGCCUGCAAAUAAAUCCAGCAUCAACCAUUAACCCAGAUCAUCUUUCAUACUUUUGCUUCAUUGGUCGCUUUAUCGCUAUGGCACUUUUUCAUGGAAAGUUUAUUGAUACUGGUUUCUCUUUACCAUUCUACAAGCGUAUGCUAAGUAAAAAACUUACUAUUAAGGAUUUGGAAUCCAUUGAUACUGAAUUUUAUAACUCCCUUAUCUGGAUAAGAGACAAUAAUAUUGAAGAAUGUGGUUUAGAAAUGUACUUUUCUGUUGACAUGGAGAUUUUGGGAAAAGUUACUUCACAUGAUCUGAAAUUGGGAGGUUCCAACAUCCUGGUGACUGAAGAGAACAAAGAUGAAUAUAUUGGUUUAAUGACAGAAUGGCGUUUUUCUCGAGGAGUGCAAGAACAGACCAAAGCUUUCCUUGACGGUUUUAAUGAAGUUGUUCCCCUUCAGUGGCUGCAGUACUUUGAUGAAAAGGAAUUAGAGGUUAUGUUGUGUGGCAUGCAGGAGGUUGACUUGGCAGAUUGGCAGAGAAAUACCGUUUAUCGGCAUUAUACAAGAAACAGCAAGCAAAUAAUUUGGUUUUGGCAGUUUGUGAAAGAGACAGACAAUGAAGUAAGAAUGCGACUACUGCAGUUUGUCACCGGAACCUGCCGUUUACCUCUAGGAGGGUUUGCUGAGCUUAUGGGAAGUAAUGGGCCUCAAAAAUUUUGCAUAGAAAAAGUUGGCAAAGACACCUGGUUACCAAGAAGUCACACGUGUUUUAAUCGCUUGGAUCUACCACCAUAUAAGAGUUAUGAACAACUAAAGGAAAAGCUGCUUUUUGCAAUAGAAGAGACAGAGGGAUUUGGACAAGAAUGAAUGUGGCUUCUUUGCUUGGAGGAGCGCUUGCAUUUAAAUACCCCAGGCAAGAAAAAUUGCACAGAUAAUGUAUAUAAGCUGUUCAUUCUGUAUAGUGAAUUUUUAAUCUCUCAAAGUAGGUUUUCCAUUUAGGUUUUCCAUUCUUCCACAGAAAUAUGCAAAACAGUUCAUCCUUUGCUACUUUAUUUAUUGUUCCCUUGAUGUGACUGACCAGGAAAAAGUUCAUCCUUAAAUUCUGGAGCAAGCAAAAGACUAUUGAAAAUAAUAAUUAUAUACCUACAUAAGCAUAUCUGAUAGUGGCUCUAGUUUUAUAGAGCUCUAAUUGUAUUAAACAUGACAGCUAUUCAUUCAAAAUAUCUGAAUUUGCUUUACCUUGUUUCUAUUAUCCAGGGAAGAAAGUACAAAUUAUUCCCCAUGUUCUGCUCCCUUACCAAACACCUAAGGGCGUUUAGUUGCAUGGCUGUUCAGGAAGGUAUUAAGGGCUUAGGCCAAAUCUUAAAUUGAGUUUGUUAAGAAAUGCUGCUGGCUUUUCUGAAAAAAACCUGUCAGUUUGUUUUAAAUAAACACAAUAGUUGAAAAUUUUCCCUCUUUGCUACAUCAGUAAUAAAAAGUAAUGAAUGAAACCUCACUUGCAUACCUCAUACUAGAAUUGGAAAGAAUUCCUCAAACAGCACAGAGGUGUGUUUACAUGUUACUUUGGAAUGCUGGCAUUUGUGGAAUUAAAAGAAUCAGGCACUGCUGUACUCUUGUCUCAAAUCUGUAAUGUUCUUUAACUGUAAUUCAUAAUAAAUUGAUGCAAUUUGAUACUUAGGAACACAAAA
This is a messenger RNA of Choloepus didactylus (southern two-toed sloth), 8303 nucleotides long. RefSeq names its product WW domain containing E3 ubiquitin protein ligase 1 (gene WWP1). The transcript is spliced from 24 exons. Gene Ontology annotation, molecular function: ubiquitin protein ligase activity; protein binding. The record is from RefSeq and is a predicted model, not a curated record. Bases 4714 to 7482 code for a protein of 922 amino acids. Lineage: Eukaryota; Metazoa; Chordata; Mammalia; Pilosa; Megalonychidae. Gene Ontology annotation, biological process: ubiquitin-dependent protein catabolic process.